AUGGGAUGCACUAUCUACGCAGCCAGCCCUAAGGCCCUGCCUGCCGACGAGGCCCCAGGCCAGGACAGAUACUACCAGCUCCCCCACUACCGCCACCCUCAUGGUAACUGCAGUCAGAGGAUAGCAGCCAGCAGAGCCAGGGCCAGGAGCAUGACUGAGCAGCAGGAGCAGAGCGAAGAAACAGGCCUGCUCUCAACACAGGACCAGGACCCCUCCAAAGACGACGACGCGCACGGCCACUUCAGAUUUCAGCUGAUUGAAGACCUAUCCUAUGAAGAUGUGAAGAAAUGUUAUCGGGGCUCGACUGUCAGCAAGUACAACUCGCAGUACCACAAACUGUUCCAGUGCGUGCCCAAGGAUGAGAUCCUCAUGAAAGUGUACUCCUGUGCUCUACUCAGAGAUAUUCUUCUACAAGGCCGGCUCUACAUUUCCAGAAACUGGCUGUGUUUCUAUGCCAACCUCUUCGGCAAGGACAUUAAGGUGGCCAUUCCUGUCGUUUCUGUGAGGCUGGUGAAAAAGCACAAAACAGCGGGACUUGUGCCUAAUGGCUUGGCUAUCACCACAGACACCGGCCAGAAGUAUGUAUUCGUAUCUCUGCUAUCAAGAGACAGCGUAUACGACGUCCUCCGGAGGAUCUGCACACACCUGCAGGUCAAUGGGAAGAGUCUGAGCUUGAAGCAGUUCAUGGAGGAGCCGACCUUAUCGCUGGACGAGUUCCCGGCUCCAGACGAGUUCCCGGUGGUCGACGAAUUCCCAUCAGUGUUAAAGUGGAGAAGGAAACCCUCAGUGGUGUCCGUGUCCUCUUCCCUUCCUGACCUCCUGGGCAACUCCACCAGCAGCCUGAGCCCCGCAGACACGCCCUUCAAAUCAGAGCAGUUACUGGAAGAGCGAGCACUGCAAACAGACAGAGGUCUUUUAUCAGAGCCAGUGGCAGAGCUCGGCCAGAUGGAGUACCAGCUGCUCAAGUUCUUCACCCUGCUUAUUAUUCUCCUCAUCCUGUCAUCGUGCUACUUGGCCUUUCGUGUGUGCAGUCUGGAGCAGCAGCUGUCCUUCCUCAGUAACCCAAAUCUACCCCUGAGAGAGAGGUAACCAUUGCUCUCCGCUGUGACCCAUCGGAUCGGCUGCUGUUUGCUCUUCUCGUGCUUUGCGUUGACGUCCUGCACAGAUCCAGGACCAGCUUCAGAGCCCGAAAAAGAUCGGCCCCGGAGCAGCCACGAAACAUGAAGGAGCAACAUCAGCCCAAGUCCAGGCAUCUUACGGACCUUCUCUCCUCGGAAAGAGUCCCUGUUAGUGAUCACUUCCAGACUAUGCAAACAGACUGUAUUUAUUUCUGAGUUUAAAGUAGGAUUUGCUGUAGAUUCUGACUGUCCACCACGGCCUGUCCCUCUCAUAGACAUUUCACUUAACCCCAUGACUCUGCAGUGUAAAGCUCUUUACUCUAAAACGUUCGUGAGCACUGAUGAAGUUUAGGGUGAUGGAGACGAGAGGCGAGGUCGGUGUUGGAGGUUGGAAAGGUAAGAGAUAACUCAAUACAUGAAUUACUUGAAAAGACUGAUAGUUAAGGUAUUUCAGGUGAGUUUCCAGGACUCUUUUUAUCCAUAUCUGACAUAUUCUGACCGACAAGUGGUCUAAACCAAAUGUUUCCUGGUGGGAUCGUACCCUAGUCCUCAGUAGGAGGGCUAAAACUAGCCACGACGAUGCACUUUUUAAAAUUUGUCCACGUUAUUUCAAAUAUAUGUAACUGUUCUAAGAGUUUAGAUCUAUUUUUUGCUUGACGAUAGGUACUCAGUUUUCAUUGCUGAAGGUAUUUAUGGAAGGAAGUACUGUUAUGACCACAGACACUUGACUGAAUGAAGUUACCCGUCAUUUAACUGUAAUAGCCUGGAGCAAUAACAUCACUAGUGGGUGUUAGCUGUAAUGUGAAUGACAUGGUUAGAUGACAUGCAUUAUUUUUGUUUUCCGUAGGACUAAUCUGCUGUGUGAAAGGAACACCCAGGGUGUUUUCUUUUCAGCUUUUAAAUGAAGUCACCAAAGGCUUCAAAAUGACCCACUGAUGUUCUGAGUCUUCAUGUCAUCAUAUCUUUGAAGAUGUUUUGCUAACUUGGCAGACGGGUGAGCUGUAGCCCUGGACUACUUUGUGAAAUCCCUAUGAAUUAAAUUGGCAACAAAAUGUAGAGCAAAGAAAGUUUGCGGCUUUUAAUUUAUUUUUCGGUCAUUUUGGGUGCCAAAACUUUACGAUCCAAUGUUCCGUGCUGUCGUUUCGGCUUGAUGCAGGACCACCAUGAAAAGCCUUGACUCCCAACAGCACAGCAAAUUUUAGUAACCUCUAGAUCCCGGGCUAAAUUAUAAAACUGGAACACGAUGUUGGCAGCAGCACUUAAUGCCUAAUACAUUACAUACGGAGCGUUGGCUGCACACCAGUGGGACUCAUUUUCUUCCACCUGUUUCAGUUUAAAUGUACUAACUUGUCACUGUUUUUCAUGGGUUUAAAAAUGUGUAUUUUCUUAAAUGUCAAAUGUUCAGAAGCAACAAAAAACAACCCUGACUUUAGUCAAGGAAUACAUGAAUAUAAAUACAUGUUUGACUUUAUCUGAUUGGGUUUGAAAACUCAAGAAGCUGAAGAGUUUUGUAAACCUACAGAGAAAACACGUGACACCGAAACUAAUGUGAAGGGAGCUAUGGCAAUGAUAGUCUCUUAUAUGUCAUGACAUGCACUACUUAUACUAACAAACUGAGUAAAUGGUGUAUCUGAGUAAGAUUGUGGUAAUUUGAAUAGUGUCAAAUAAAAAAAGUACUCAGGACAGAAGUCUGAGGAUUCACCUGACAUAUGGAAUUUAAGUUCCACUGUUUCCACACUACAGUAUGUACAUCACCACGCUGCUGUGCUAUUCAGAAGAGCAAAACUUACAGUACACAAGCAAAUACUAAGUGCAGAACAAUUCUUAAAUGCUUGAUAUACAGUCGCCCCUUUAAUUUACUGUUAACAAACUGCAAGCUUGAAAUGAGUUUACCUUCGUCCACACUGAAAGGUUACUCUGGACCAGCUCGUUCCAGCUCUUCACUGAAGCUGCGUGAGCCCCAAUUUUUUAUGGCUGUGUCACUUCAUCAAUGGUAGAUAAAGACCUCGUACGGAUGAUUUCAUACAGAUUUACCACCAAAUUAGCCUGAAAUGUUUGGAUCUUUAUGAUUUAAAAUAAAGUUAUGUUGAAAGAAGGUUAGAAGGAAAUCAUGAUUUGUUGCACGGUCCUGUGUAAGUAGUAUGUUGUGGAUAGGUGUGUGUGUGUGUGGCAAUAUGCUGUAAAAUCUAAACUUUCCUUUCAACAUUAUAAGACCCAAUUGAAAAUGGUGUAACU
Chelmon rostratus (copperband butterflyfish) is the source of this 3353-nucleotide messenger RNA. RefSeq names its product GRAM domain containing 2Aa (gene gramd2aa). Gene Ontology annotation, cellular component: organelle membrane contact site; extrinsic component of cytoplasmic side of plasma membrane; endoplasmic reticulum membrane. NCBI's taxonomy places the organism in Eukaryota, Metazoa, Chordata, Actinopteri, Chaetodontiformes, Chaetodontidae. Bases 1 to 1089 code for a protein of 362 amino acids. Gene Ontology annotation, biological process: regulation of store-operated calcium entry. The record is from RefSeq and is a predicted model, not a curated record. The transcript has 12 exons. Gene Ontology annotation, molecular function: phosphatidylinositol-4,5-bisphosphate binding.